AUUAAAUAUACGUGUUCAUUAAAUAUGUUCUAAGAAGUCAGACCUGUAGAAAAUACUAAUUACGAUAGAAAGGUACGUGAAAAUCAGAAAAAUGAAUUCAAAAAAAUAUUAGAAGAAGAUUAAAUUUCCACUUAAAUUGCAGAAUAAUUAGCCACAUCUCUUGAAUAAGAAGCAUAUACACUUUCUGGAGGUGAUAAUACAAGAGAUUACAGAACAAGAGUUAAUACAGUUAAAAUGCGCUUAAAGGGUACUAAAGGUGAGUUUCUUAAACUAUUUUAGGAUAAUUGAUUAGAACUGCUUUACUUCAAUAAAUUUUGACACCAAAAGAAUUAAUGUCAUUAGAUAUGUCAAAGCUAAGCGAGGAUAGUGUUUAAGCCUUCUUAUAAAAAGAAUAAAGAGGGCUCCUACCUCAACCUUAAACUAAUAUUAAAAAAAAUGUCCCUUAAAGAGGACCACCAACCAGACCUCCACCUUCAGGUCCACCAUAAACUAAAAGUUAAAUUAUUCCACCUCCAAUUAAAUAACCUGUUGUAGAAAAUUAAUUGCAAAUUGUUAAUUAAUAAUAAAUAUUCGAUUAAAAUAUGCUUGAUAAUUUAAAUAUCUAAACUUAAGGUGAACAAUAACCAUUUAUUUAAGAAUAAGAACUUGAUCAAUAAACUUAAUCUAAACAUUUGAAUCCUUAAUUAUUAACAUAAGUUCCAAAAUAAUAAAUUCCUACUUCAAAUAAAACAAAUUAAUUUACUUCUUAGCAACCUACUAAUAUUUAAUUAGAUGGAAUUGAAUAAAAAUAAUAAUAAUAAUAAUAAUAAUAAUAAUAAUAAUAAUAAUAAUAAUAAUAAUAAUAAUAAUAAUAAUAAUAAUAAUAAUAAUAAUAAAAUGUACCAUAAUUUAGUAAAAAUCCUAAUACAUAAAUAAAUAAUUAAUUAACACCAGAAAUUUCAAAUAAGCAAUAAAAAAAUGAUCCAAAUAUAUUUUAAAAUGUUUCUCCUCCUCUUCCAUCUUGGCAAUUAAAUAAUAAAAUGGAUAUUUAUUAAGGUCAAAUUUAAAAUAAUGAAGAAGAUUUAACAAAUUUUGACUCUUUAAGAUAAAAUUAAGAGAAAUUGAAUUAAUUAGCUGAACAAUUAAGAUCUGAAGAAUCAGAAGAAUCAUAAGACUCGAAUUUAGAGAAUCAGGAUAAUUCAAAUACAAAAGACAAUUGUAGCUUUUCUCAACCUGAGAAUUAAGAAGACGAACCAGAGUUGUAGCUUUAAAAUAAUUUUAUUAAAGAAAAUGUUCAAGAUUUUUCAGAAAAUAUAAACCAAAAUGAACAUUAAAGAGAAAUGAAGAUAGAAGAAUAACAUUCAGAUUAACAAUAAACUCAAAAUUUCUAGUAGGAAACUAUCUAAUAGCAAAUACUUCAUACAGAAGAAUAAAAUAAUUAAGAAGCUAAUGAAUAUUAAAUAUCUUCAUAGAAUCAUUCAAUUGAUAAAUAACAAGAAGUUUCUAAUUAGCAAAUCAAAGAAUAAGAAAUUUUAGUUCAAUAAACUCAUUCAGUUUAAUAAGUAAAACAAUAAGAUUUGAUUGCUGAUGAAAACUAAGAUUAAUAAAUAGAAUUAUAAUAACAAACAAAGUAAAUUAUUUAAAAUUAGAAUGAUGCAUUUAAUUUUAAAAGCGAAUAACUAUUAAAAUAGUAAGCUGAAUAAAUUGAAAACUUAGGUAUUAUGACAUAAACCCCAAAAUUCACUAUUUAAUUACAAUAAUAAUAAACUUAAUAAAUAGAUGCUGCUGUAUUUGAAUAAAUGAUAAAAUAAAGGGAUAUUUAUUAUGAAAAAUAGAUUAGUUAACUUCUUAAAUAGAACAAGGAUCUUUAACAUUCUAUCAUCCAGUUUUAAUAAGAUCACUUGAAAACAAUGUAGGACUUACAAUAAAAGAAUGUGAAUUAUCAAACAUAGAUUCAAUCACUUUAAAAUGAAAAUUUGCUUUUGAAAACUUCUUUAUAAAAUUAAGAAUAAAAUUCUUUGAAAUAACUUAAUUAGUUAAAAGAGCAAAUUUUGAGUGAAAGAAAGUAAUUUUAAAAACUUUAAGAAAUUUAAUAGAUGGAGAAGUAAAAUGAAAGACAUUUUAUAGAAAAAUUGCAUUCGAAUACACAGUAAAGAAGAGAUAUGAUCCAUAAAUAUCGCAUAUAAUAAACUCAAUCAAAUUUUGAUGAUUAAAUUACAAUUAUAUAGGGAUUAUUAGUAAAAUUGUAGCCACCCUAAUUACCAAGAGUUUAAUAAUUUUAAUAACCAGUCUAAAUAUAAACAAGUACUUAAUAAUAAGUGGUAUAAACAUUAGUAUCAGAAACUCCUGCUUCACAUUAAUAUCAUGUCCAAUAGUAAAAUCAAUAAUAUUGGGCUAAUGAGGAUGAAGUAAAUUUAUAAGGUUAAAUUGUUAAUGCUGAUUCGGGAUCAACUUAAUUAAAAACUGGAAAUAAUUAAAUUUAAGUUUAAGAUGUUUAAGAUGUUUAAGAUGCAUAGGAUGGAUAAGAAGAAUAGAAUGCUUAAGUUGAAUAAUAAUAAUAAUUUGAAUAAUAAGAUUAAUAAAAUUAAGAAUAUUAAUAAAAUGAAUAUGAAGAUGAGUAAUUUGAUAAAAUAAACAAUUAAUAAGAAGAGAUUUAUUAAGAGCAACAAUUAUUCAUAUCAAAUUAGCCACACAUACAUCCAUAAUAACCACAAAAACAAUAAGAAUUAUCUUUAUAACAAGAAUAGGAUUAGUAAUAAUAAUCAUAAUAAUAACAAAAAUUAUUAAAAGAUUAAUAGUAAGUAUAACAAUUGCAUUUAGAAGAUUAAGUCUAAAAAAAUGAGAUGGUUAGUAGAACUGAAGAAAAUACUCAUGAAAAGUAAUAAAAUAAUCAAUUGCAUAUUAAAGAAUAGCAAUAAAUAUAACAUACUAAUAAUGAAAUUCAAGAAAAUACUUAUCAUCCUCCUCCAUCAAGAAGAUAAAAUCCUCAAAAAUAAGAAAAUUAAACAACGUUUGUUCAUCCUCGAUUUGCUCAUAAAUCAGAUAAUUAAAAUUAAUAAUAAAAUUAAUAAUAGAAUCUUUAAUAAAAUAAUCCAUUCUUUGAUUAUUAAGGAGCAGAAGAAUAUUUUUAAACGAGUAAUUAAACUAAUUUCUAAUAAUUUUUUGAUAAAUAAGCAGAAAUCCCAAAAUCGACAGCUACUCAAUAAAAAACUAAAUAAACAAAUAGAAGAGCUAAUGUGCCAGGAUCAUUGUUUGAUUGAUAAUUUUAUGAUUUAU
Paramecium sonneborni is the source of this 3255-nucleotide messenger RNA. Lineage: Eukaryota; Ciliophora; Oligohymenophorea; Peniculida; Parameciidae. The record is from the annotation of a GenBank genome assembly.